CACAGGUUUGACAAUUAGGGAGCACUAGGUGUCAUCAAUCAUCAGGUGACUGUUGCAGUCAAAUAAAAGUAGCCUGCUGACACCCAUUGUUAAACUUGGGUCUUGUUUUUAACUGCAGACAAGAAGCACGAGAACUCUCAAACAUGUCUGGUCGUAAAAAGAAAGCUGAACCCCAACCCAAAUCUGGAGUAUCCAAAUCUGUGCGGGCCGGAAUCUCCUUCCCUGUUGCCCGCAUCCAAAGGCUUAUUAGGAAGGGCAACUACUGCAACCGUGUGGGCACUGGUGCGGCUGUCUACCUCGGCGCCGUCUUGGAGUACUUGUGCGCUGAAAUUUUGGAGCUGGCAGGCAACGCCAGCCGUGACAAUAAGAAGCGGCGCAUCUCUGGUCGGCAUAUCCUACUGGCGGUAAAGAACGAUGAAGAGUUAAACGAGCUUCUGGCCGGUGUUACAAUUUCAGAAGGUGGUGUGAUCCCAAAUAUCCAUGCUGCACUCAUUCCAAAAAAGACCUUGAAGCCUAAAGAUGGUGACGUUGCCACCGAUGUUCAGUCUCAAGAUUACUGAUUUUAUAUUGUUAAAUAAAGUGUUAAAUUUU
Corythoichthys intestinalis (scribbled pipefish) is the source of this 591-nucleotide messenger RNA. Its product is annotated as histone H2A, sperm-like. The coding region runs from base 144 to 560 and encodes 138 amino acids. Gene Ontology annotation, molecular function: structural constituent of chromatin; DNA binding; protein heterodimerization activity. The transcript is spliced from 2 exons. The record is from RefSeq and is a predicted model, not a curated record. Gene Ontology annotation, cellular component: nucleosome; chromatin. NCBI's taxonomy places the organism in Eukaryota, Metazoa, Chordata, Actinopteri, Syngnathiformes, Syngnathidae. Gene Ontology annotation, biological process: heterochromatin formation.